AUGGAAGUCGCGCUGGCAGUUGGCGCUGAAGCCAGCCGCGUAAGUCGCCGUAUACUGCAGAAGAUCUGGGACCCGGAGCCGAUUAACGACCGGGAUUCCAACGAACCCGUCUGGUGCCUCGGCCGUUCAUAUAAACUCGCACCUGAAACACCAUCCCCAGUUACCACCGCUACCUCACCAGUUGACGGCGCCAUCGAUGCCGCACCAGCUCCGAUUGCCACCCCGGGUACGACUAAUCGGCAAGCUAUCGAUACCCCACCAGAUUCACUCGCAAGCAGCUUCGAUUCCUCGCUCGCGUAUGAUAAUCGGAACCAAGACAGUGGUUGGCCUCCCGCCUUCUUGGAUGACUUUGGAUCUCGGAUAUGGAUGACUUACCGAACUGGUUUCGAGCCGAUUCCGAGGUCCACCGAUCCCAAGGCGGCUUCGGCGUUGUCCUUCACAAUGCGCCUCAAGACCUCAUUCGGGGACCAAACCGGGUUUUCAUCCGAUACAGGUUGGGGUUGUAUGAUUAGGUCGGGCCAGAGCUUGUUGGCCAAUGCACUGUUGAUUUCACAAUUGGGACGAGAUUGGAGGCGAACCACAGACCCCGGUGCCGAGCGUAAUAUCGUCGCGCUGUUCGCUGACGACGCUCGCGCGCCCUACUCCUUACAAAACUUCGUAAAACACGGAGCGAUUGCGUGUGGGAAACACCCUGGGGAGUGGUUUGGACCGUCGGCAACAGCGCGCUGCAUCCAGGCUCUGGCAGACCAACACGAGAGCUCGUUGCGGAUAUACUCUACAGGGGAUCUCCCUGAUGUCUACGAAGACAGUUUCCUAGCCACUGCCAGGCCUGAUGGCGAGACGUUCCAUCCAACGUUGAUAUUGAUGGAACAGUCUAUCGGCAUUGCAGGGGGACGACCUUCGUCGUCACAUUAUUUCGUUGGUGUUCAGCGACAGUGGUUAUUCUACCUCGAUCCACACCACCCGAGGCCAGCCCUCCAGUAUCGCGAAAAUCCUCUCAACUAUACAUUGGAAGAGCUAGAUUCCUGCCACACGCGGCGGCUACGUUAUCUCCACGUCGAGGAUAUGGACCCUAGCAUGCUGAUUGGCUUCCUGAUUCAGGAUGAGGAUGACUGGGAUAUGUGGAAAAGUGCAGUGAAGCACGUACAGGGCAAAUCCAUCAUCAACGUAUCGCGCCAUGACCCGGCGCGGGGUAUGGGCGGAGCACGGGCUGAAGCGAUUGACGAAGUGGAAACCCUGAGUGAUGAUGACGACGUGGACACAGUACUUGAACAAUAA
Messenger RNA from Chaetomium globosum CBS 148.51, 1278 nucleotides. RefSeq lists its product as uncharacterized. Bases 1 to 1278 code for a protein of 425 amino acids. The record is from RefSeq and is a predicted model, not a curated record. Lineage: Eukaryota; Fungi; Ascomycota; Sordariomycetes; Sordariales; Chaetomiaceae. The transcript has 5 exons. Gene Ontology annotation, molecular function: protein-phosphatidylethanolamide deconjugating activity.